Odobenus rosmarus divergens (Pacific walrus) is the source of this 594-nucleotide messenger RNA. RefSeq lists its product as uncharacterized. Lineage: Eukaryota; Metazoa; Chordata; Mammalia; Carnivora; Odobenidae. The record is from RefSeq and is a predicted model, not a curated record. The coding region runs from base 1 to 594 and encodes 197 amino acids. The transcript is spliced from 3 exons.
AUGAAGAAAAGAGAAAUCCCGAGGGGGCUGUCCGGUCGCGUCGCCCACCCUGAAGUCCCUGCCUCCCGCCACCUACCCCUGGACGCGGCGCCCCUCCUCCUCCCACCUCCACCUCCUCACCUCUCGGCCCCAGCUCACGCGCUUCCCAUCACUCGGUCAGCUCCUACCUUCGCGUCUCCCUCCCUUUCGUUUUCAUUUUUACUUUCCACGCCGGGUGGGGAGCGGAGGGCAGAGCUGAAGAUGCCCGCGGACGACUGCACCGCUAUGCCUUCCUCUGCACCCCACCCGGAGCUCUCUGGGGUCGCUUCCAGUCACAGAGCACAGCGUCCCGACCACCGAACAGACCUACAAACCCGGCAAGGAGGGAGAGGGCGGAGCAGGCGCGGGCCUACACGUCACCCGCUUGCAGCUGCGCCAACGUCGGCACGUCGGCUCCCUCCUGCCCCACCCCGUCCGCGCGCGCCGCCGCCCGCCUGCCACCCGCAGAGCAGAGCUGCGAAGAGGACUGCCCUGGCGCCGAGGGCGCGCCCCGGAACGGGCACGGGCGCGAACGCGCGCGUUCCUAGGACUCCGCGGUCAGAUGAAGACAAGUAA